CGUACUAUACUACUACUAAGCUAAGUAGUGAAUGAUGGCGGCCCUUGUAAUUCAGUGGCUGGCUUUAGCGUCUCUCCUGGCUGGCGGUGCUGUGUCUCUGGACAACGGCCUGGCUCUCACUCCACCGAUGGGCUGGAUGUCGUGGGAGAGGUACAGAUGUAACGUGGACUGUACCACGGAUCCUUACAACUGCAUCAGUGAGGAGCUGUACAUGGAAAUGGCAGAUCGUCUGGUGGACCAGGGCUACAAGGAUUUGGGAUACGAAUUUGUCAACAUUGACGACUGCUGGGACUUGCUGGAGAGAGAUGAGAAUGGUAGACUGCAGCCUGAUCCUGACAGGUUCCCAAGUGGCAUCAAAGGUCUUGCCGACUACGUGCAUAGUCGAGGACUGAAGCUGGGAAUAUAUGGAGAUAUUGGUACAAUGACGUGUGGAGGGUACCCAGGAUCCUAUGGUCACAUUGAAACCGAUGCAAUGACUUAUGCAGAGUGGGGGGUAGACAUGGUAAAGGUGGACGGUUGCUAUGCCAACGAGACGGUGUUCGCAGAAGGCUACCCAGCUAUGGGGAAGGCCCUGAACGCCACUGGACGACCGAUAGUCUAUUCCUGCAGCUGGCCUGCCUACCUCAAAGAUGUACGGAACUAGAGAAAAAACUGAGUUUUCACGCAGAAUUCCCUCUCUACAUCGUUCCCAUCUUCUUCUCUCCGUGUUAAGAUCACCAUUCAUUUAGCUUCACUGCACCACGGUGCCAACCGGUGCAGCACGUGCAUGAGCUUGCAUCUGUUAUUGCUUCUCUUCCCUUUCACCUCUCCGUAUAUCCAUCGUGUGCAGCCUGACUACGCCACCAUUUCCAAGACGUGCAACCUCUGGAGAAAUUACGACGACAUCCAGGAUUCGUGGGACAGUGUUCUGUCUAUAAUACUGCACUAUGCCGAGGGUCAGGAUGUGUUUGGUAAUCUGGACCAGCAGAUGUCCCAAAUGGCAAUGUGGGCAAUCUUUGCAUCGCCUCUACUCAUGUCAAACGACCUGUGGAACAUUCCAGAAGACUCCAGGGAAAUCCUACAGAACCCGGAGGUGAUAGCCGUCAACCAGGAUAAACUGGGAGUCCAGGGAAAACUGGUAUCUUCGUCCACAACUUCUCAUCCUCACUCACCCAAGGAAACAACUCUGUAUGUCUUUGCGAAGCCACUGUCGACAGGUUCAGUAGCUGUGGCUCUACUGAACACUGACGACCAGGGAACUCCCCGCAAUAUGACCGUCUCGCUACAAGAGGCUGGGCUCAAGGUGACAAGUGCCAGGGUUCGCGACCUCUUCGAGCUCAAGGACAUCGGUGUGUUUAACUCAAAGGUCACCUUGUCCGUCAACCCAUCUGGCGGCGUUCGUCUUCUCCUCCUUACCCCAGUCUCCCCUUGACGGACAAUUAUUGUGAAAUAAUAUUACAUGAUAACUGUAACCUUGUGCUUGUGAAGUGAUCAAUAAUAUUUAUGAAUGGGGCGCUUUUUGCAAAUAAAAGUGGGACUUUGUAAAUAAAAACUUUGUUUUUUCGGCGAGGGUUACGGUGUGCCUUUCUUUCUGAGAAGGUGGAUCUUCCACAUCAUUUGGACGGUCCACUUGAGGUCGAGGCAUUUCCUGAUGACCUUUCUGAACAGCUGCUCGGCCUCUUGUUCUGUCUUGUCCAGGACGAGGGCGUUCCUGAUGUAGUCGGUGUCCUCCACGCACGUCAGUUCAGGGAUCCCCGUGGAUCUCAUGAGGGAGAAGAGGUUGAUGAUGAGGUCGGCAUUUCUGCGGAGAGUGAGGAAUGCCCGGCAACAGAGGUUCUUGUACGUCUCAAACAUCCCUCCUUCUUCUCCACCCAUGACGUACACAAAGUCAGGAGUCAGUACGAAUGGGGCCCACUCUCUCUUGAACCCCUUGUAGUACUUGAUGUUUCCGAGGAAGUGUCCAAAGUCAAUGUGGAACAGGUUGCCAGAAGUGGUGACCAUGAUGUUGUCAUUGUGCCUGUCUCCUAUCCCCUGUGUGUGUGACGUCACAUGAUCAUCACAUGAAUGUCAUGUGACAUGCAUAAAC
Geodia barretti is the source of this 2065-nucleotide messenger RNA. The record is from the annotation of a GenBank genome assembly. NCBI's taxonomy places the organism in Eukaryota, Metazoa, Porifera, Demospongiae, Tetractinellida, Geodiidae.